Messenger RNA from Dentiscutata erythropus, 744 nucleotides. The record is from the annotation of a GenBank genome assembly. Lineage: Eukaryota; Fungi; Glomeromycota; Glomeromycetes; Diversisporales; Gigasporaceae.
AUGGAAGCAUUAAGAGUGAACUUUUGUGAAGCCCCAACCGAGAACGCUGUUAUUCCUGAUGUUAAAGUUACCAUUCCAGACACGUAUAUUCAACCUAAUAUCGAUAAUGAAAUGCUUUCAAAUUUAAAUUUCCGCGUUGCAAAUGUCGCCGAACUUACGGAUGUAAUAGGUACAAUCGAGUCAUUUACAGAUUCACUCGUGGAUGAUCUAUUACGCAUUGCCAAGCUGAAUGACUGGCCCUUUGACAUCCGCAAUCAGCCGCCAUGCAAAUUAUACAUUGAAGGUGAUCCUUACGUAUUAUCGAACCUUGGGUUUGUAAUAAAUAUGGAAGACAAUUCUUGUAGUAGAGGUCUGUUAUUGAUUUUUACUAUUUUAUGGGACAAACACUUAAGAAAUAUUAGUGCAAGUAAUGGGUUUGGGGAAACGCAGAUCGCUGCGGAUGUUCUUGCUUGUGUUAGUGAGAACAUACGCUCCCUUGGCAUACCGGAAUAUGGAGAUCAGAUAUUAUGGGUAAUUCGUGUAAUAUCUACGCGCGUUACUUUUUAUAAAGCUGAAAUUCCUGCAAAGUAUCUAAAUGAGCUUGAAAGAGGCCUACCGCAACGACAGUCAGUUAAGAUUCAAAGAUGGCCGGCCAAUAAUAAUUUGAAAGCUGGUUUCGAUCUCACAGAGCCAAAUGGACGACGAAGUGUAUUGACAGCAUUAGCCAAAAUUCGGAGUUCACUUUUGCAUGAGAACGAUGAUUAA